UUAAUUUAUUAUUUAUCAUAAUUAUUCUCUACGCUAUCAAGUGUGACACACUAUAUAGCUCGAGGGGACCCCCACGACAUUACGUUGUAAUUUUUCUACCUUUUUGUUUUUAUUACGAGAAAGUGAAGAGUAUAUUUAAUUAUUUUUUUUUUCCUUACUUUUACAAGUAUGUACAUACAUUUAAUCCGAUGAUGUUUACACUGUGUGUCGCGGGUGAUACGUGCCACAUCGCAUAACCUCCAAAGUAGUGCGUGACAACAAUUUUUAUCCGUGCUCUUUUGCCCGUACAGAUUUCCUUCGUUUUACAAAGCGAUAACGAUGGCAGGAUGUUACGAUAAGCUGUCCUGGACGGAAGUACGAGACUUACUGAGAACUUGGAGGGAAGAUUCCGAGCGACGAAGUAAAGAUGUAGUGGACUUUUGGGAAACAUUGAUGGGAAAGAUUGAUCGUUUGGGCAAUGAAAAAUAUCUGAUUCUGGAGCAAGUGUGUGUAGCAGCAUUGGAUUGUUACCGAUUGCCAUUAGCUGAAUACUGCAUCAAAAUUUUAAUGCGUGCUUUCCCUGGCAGCUUGCGUGUUCACAAGUACCAUGCCAUGCAUUUGGAAGCGUUAGAAAUGUACGAUGAGGCGAUGGAAGUUUUGGAUUCUAUCAUAAAAAGAGAUGAGACCAAUGCCGCACCGAGAAAACGUCGUGUUGCUAUUUUGAAAGCUCGAGGACGCAUUCCCGAAGCAAUCAAAGAGCUUACAGAGUAUCUGAAAAGAUUUAUGAGCGAUCAAGAAGCUUGGCACGAGCUGUGUGACCUGUAUUUACAAGAACAGGAGUAUUCCAAAGCAGCUUAUUGCAUGGAAGAACUUAUAUUGCAUAACCCACACAGUCAUUUAAUUUACCAAAGAUAUGCGGAAAUAAAAUAUUCUCAGGGCGGAUUUGAUAAUAUGGAACUAGCAAAAGCAUACUUCUGCCAAGCUGCGAAAUUAAAUCCAAAUAAUAUUAGAGCUCUAUAUGGCUUAUUAUUAACAACAAAUAAUAUUGCGACAUCGCCCAAAUGCCCUUCGUCCAAGAAGAAGGAAGCAAUGAAGCUGAGUGAGUGGGCUAGUAAACAAAUUGAGAAACAGUAUGAAAGUAAAGUCUCAAAUGAGGAUGUUAAAAACGUAGAACGUUUACUAGGACAAUUGCAACUCGAAGCUUAGGUAUUAUGUUAUGUAACUAUUCUUAUAUUUAAUUUCUCGUGGGAGGCAUACGUAAGCGAUAUAUGUUUCAAGACAUUGCAAUAACGAUUUCCAAAGAAUCUACCGAACAUGAAAAAAAAAACUUCGGACACGUUUUUUAACUCUGUAGUUUUAACAAAAAUCCGAUCGGGAUACAUUCGAACAGUAUUUUCUGUCUUGUUCUCUUUGUUUUGUAACAUAUGUAUACAUCACGCUCUAGAUUGAUUUUAUCGUAUUCUAGAUAAUUUUACCAAUAUCUAUGUACAAUUGUAUAUGUUCAUAUACAUUAGUUAAUUGAUCUAUUAAUACCCGUUGUUGGGUUUUAUGUGCACCAUACGUAAUUAUCUUCUGAAUAUACAUUCGUACCUUGCUGUAUAAUGUUAAGUAAAUGUUAUAAUCAUUGAUUUUGUGAUCGUGGUCACUCUUGGCUCUAUGUAAUUCGUUUUGUGUUAUCGUUAUUUCACUGUUAUUUAAGUUAAUCUUGUAUAUUAAUGCAAUAAAAAACGGCGUUGGAUGGAUAGGAUA
Wasmannia auropunctata (little fire ant) is the source of this 1728-nucleotide messenger RNA. RefSeq names its product ER membrane protein complex subunit 2-like. The record is from RefSeq and is a predicted model, not a curated record. NCBI's taxonomy places the organism in Eukaryota, Metazoa, Arthropoda, Insecta, Hymenoptera, Formicidae. Gene Ontology annotation, biological process: protein folding in endoplasmic reticulum. Gene Ontology annotation, cellular component: EMC complex. Gene Ontology annotation, molecular function: protein binding.